AUGUGUGGUGGAAACAAAGUUGAGGAUAUAGAGGAGGAUGAAAAAGAUGAUAAGAAAAAAGUAGAUGCGGGAGAACCAAGAAAAUAUGAUCCAAAUUUUAAAGGACCUCUAAAAAACAGAUCCUGUACAGAUAUAAUAUGUUGUCUCCUCUUCCUCUUCUUCCUUACCGGAAUGGUGGCCUGUUCCAUUCUUGGUUUUGUGCGGGGAAACCCUUACAAGUUGAUCUACCCUACUGACAGCUCUGGCAAUAUCUGUGGACUUGACUCAAAAUCAAGCAAACCAUACUUGAUGUACUUUGAUGUUCUACAAUGUGCAAAGAUGGGGGCAAAUGCUAUAGUUGCAGGCUGUCCAACACCACAGGUGUGUGUAUCAGCAUGCACAACGGACUACUGGGUGUACUUAGAAGCUAUAGCGACUAGCAAUACCGCCGGACUCUUGUGUAAAGACUCAGUUGACACAACAACUGUGACCACAGGGCAAAUCGCUUCUCUUGUGUCUAAUGAGGACUGUGCUUCAUACUAUGUCAAGAACACUGCAAUUGUGGGUCGUUGUGUGCCUUCCUUCUUCCUAGAUGUCACUAACUAUGCUUCGAACCUACAAACCACCGGAGCUUACAAUCUGACUACAUCUAGUGGAGGAUCUGUUACAGCUAAUGACAUGACCACUGCCAGCUACUACUUGGCAAAAUUCUUCACAGCCACACAGUACAUAGAGAUGGUGUUCAAGGACAUUGUGGCCUCUUGGUGGCUCCUUCUGGUGUUUGCAGGCAUCGCCAUGAUAACCUGUUUUAUUUGGAUCAUUCUCCUUCGUUGGAUUGCAGGCAUCAUGGUCUGGAUCAGCAUUGUUCUAGUAUUUGGUCUCCUUGGAUUUGCAUGCUACUACAGCUAUGCCCAGUACUACGAAUUAAAGAACCAGAAUUCCACAGCCACCUACGGAGUUUCUGAAGCUUUCGCCCUUAACUUCAGUUACUAUCUCCAGCUUAAAGAGACAUGGCUGGCCUUUGCUUGUUCUACAGCGACGUUUCUCAUCAUUUUCCUAUUGAUAUUCAUUUUCCUGGUAAAGAGAAUUUGUAUAGCCAUAGAACUGAUCAAGGAGGCCAGCAGGGCCAUCGGUCACAUGAUAUUCACAUUGAUUUGGCCAAUCUUCCCGUUCCUCCUUCAAGUCUGUGUGGUUGGUUACUUUGGUGUCAGUGUUGCUUUCAUAGCUUCCAUGGGUGAUGCCGAGUAUUACAACAACUCGACCAACACCUCUACCGACGGUGUCAACUAUUAUCUGUCUAGAGUCACCUGUACACCAAAUGACACAACUCUCGGCUCACUCUGUGACUUUGUCAAGUAUGGUGGUACUGAGUAA
Molecule: messenger RNA, 1353 nt
Organism: Ylistrum balloti
Lineage: Eukaryota; Metazoa; Mollusca; Bivalvia; Pectinida; Pectinidae
Product: choline transporter-like protein 4
Exons: 14
Coding region: 1-1353 (450 amino acids)
Biological process (GO): transmembrane transport
Cellular component (GO): membrane
Molecular function (GO): transmembrane transporter activity
Source: RefSeq, a predicted model, not a curated record